AUGGCCCGCAAGGGGUCUCAGGCACGUCCAACAGACGUGGAAGAUGGUGCGACAACAGUUACAGCGGGGAUGCCGGUGUAUCUGGAUCAGCACCCCAUUUCUCAUUACGAACCUAUGGGCCACACAGGUACAGCCUGGAUUGGCUUGCAUCGCCAAUAUUCAAGCCGGCAAUUGGCUGUGGUCCAGACAGUGUACCAAACUACAGCAUUGGACAUUCAGAGAUUUGUGCAGUUGGCUCAUCUUCACAUUGCCCGACCGAUAGCCCUAUAUUCAACUGGGGUAGAAAUGUAUGUCGCCUAUGAAUAUAUCGAGCUUGAUCUUUACGACCUGCUCCCCCUAUCUGAAACCGAAGUCGCCGCUAUUAUGUCUCAGAUAUUAGAUGCGGUUCAUUAUCUCAUUCAAAACCAAGUAGGAUUCCGCAUUGCAACGAUUCGUGUAUCAGCAAAGGGCUAUGUAAAGAUAGCUUCUAGUGCCCGAUUGGAGUUUUGA
This is a messenger RNA of Trichoderma virens Gv29-8, 489 nucleotides long. RefSeq lists its product as uncharacterized. Lineage: Eukaryota; Fungi; Ascomycota; Sordariomycetes; Hypocreales; Hypocreaceae. Bases 1 to 489 code for a protein of 162 amino acids. The record is from RefSeq and is a predicted model, not a curated record. The transcript is spliced from 3 exons.